Messenger RNA from Cryptococcus amylolentus CBS 6039, 2331 nucleotides. RefSeq lists its product as hypothetical. Gene Ontology annotation, biological process: positive regulation of transcription by RNA polymerase II. Gene Ontology annotation, molecular function: transcription cis-regulatory region binding; zinc ion binding; DNA-binding transcription factor activity, RNA polymerase II-specific. The record is from RefSeq and is a predicted model, not a curated record. Gene Ontology annotation, cellular component: nucleus. Bases 1 to 2331 code for a protein of 776 amino acids. Lineage: Eukaryota; Fungi; Basidiomycota; Tremellomycetes; Tremellales; Cryptococcaceae. The transcript has 7 exons.
AUGGACGCCUUCGACCCCAUCGCUCAACAGCAACAGACAGAGGACUCGCCAGAGGGGUCCACCUCCUCACUCGGCACCGCCAUCGCCCAGGGAGAAUCCUCGUCGCCAGUCCACCAGAUAGCCGUGCCGGAUAAUCAAGAGCCGGCAGCGUCCAGUCCGUCUUCGGGCAAGGCAAGCAGGAAGAUCCACAGGGGCAAGACUGGCUGCUAUUCAUGUCGGCUGCGACGUAAACGAUGCGACGAGGCUAAACCCAUCUGCGCCACCUGCGAGAGACUAGGAAUAGAAUGUAUGGGCUACGGCACCAAGCGUCCGGGAUGGCUGAGGGAUAAGGAGAGUGCGCAAAAGGCGAAGGAGCAAAUAAAGCAGACGACAUUGAAGAGAAGCCAUGUACCCGAACGAAAAACCAGUGGAGAUUCCCCUGAAGACAGCAUCAGCACCACCAUCACCUCGGCGCAAAACAGCUCGGAUGUGCUCGAACUCGGCGGUAUGGGCCUAGACGCGGCAAUGGUCGAUGCUAGCUGGAAUCAGAGCAUGGAGGCGAUGGGUAGUGGGAUGAUGGGUGGGUGGGGGAUGCCUUCUCCUGCUUUUGGGACUAGAGGGAUACUUGAUGGGAUGGGGUAUGAAGCGUCAGGGAGUAUGGCGGGCAGAGGGUCGGGAGCUUCGACGCCCCAGGCAGGCCAUGUCCCUUCUUACCUCGUCCCUCGAAAUCGACAUCCUGCUCCAACACCAUUCGGCCCGGUGCCACCUUCCAGAGGUCAAUCGGUGUUUGGGCAAGAUCAGGAUGAUGAUGAGACCGAGGGCGAGCUGAAUGAUCUUUGGUCGUCGCUCUUUGGCUCGACUUUCCCAGCAUCAUGGGGUAAUGUCCCCGGGGCGACGAAUGCUCUUCUUUCACACCCUGCUUCUCCAUUCUACGCCAUGCCUUCCCCUUCUGCCGACCUCGCUCUCACCCCCCCCCUCCCGCCAUCAUCACAAAGCAACCCGAAAGAGAUCAAUUAUCUCAACCACUAUCUCAAUGUCGUGCUUCCUCUCCAGUACCGGAUCAUGGGUAUCUCUGUGGCUAUGGGCGACUUUGUAGCGCCCUUAGCUAUCUCGAGGCCGGAAGUGCUCGCGAGCGUAUCAUCUCUCGCCGCCCUACACCUCGUCUCCAAACGCACCAAGAACCGCAACCGCCUCUUCGCCUCUUCCUCCUCCUCCCCAUCCUCCUCCUCUCCUUCCAUCGUGACCACCGCCUCUGGCGCAUUCCGUGUCGGCUCAGCCUCCAUCACCGAACUAAACGACGAAGAAGCUCUCGUCGCUACCGCCUCCCAUCAGAGGUCGAUAGAGAGGUUGAGAUUUUUGAGCCCGGCGGAUUUGACGAGUGAGGAAGUUGUGGUGAGCGUGCUGUUUGCGAUGAGUUAUCAUUUGUUCUCGGGGGGGACGAGUAAGCAUUUGAGGGAGAUGGUGGAGAUUUCGCAGAGGUGUUUGAGUGCUGCGGUGGCUAGUAGUCCGGAGCUGGGUGAACAUCCCAGGUCGACAUCACUACAUGGAUCGCCAUGGUCGCGUUAUCGACAUCUGAUAGAACACAUGAUCUGGGCAGACGUAAUUGCCUCGGUAUCCUACAACAAAUCUUCAAGGCUACUAUCGACGUACAGGAGGAUCUUGCUGCAUAUGCCAGCGGAGAGCUUUGCGCCGGGCAGUCCGAUGAUUCUGAUGGAUCAGGUUAUGGGGUGUGAUAGUACUACUUUACUGGCAUACACCGAGAUCGUCGCCCUGUCGGAGUGGAAAGAUAGAGUCGAGAAACUCGGCUGUCUCUCGAUGAAAGAGCUCUUACGCCGGGCAGAGGGGAUAGAAAAGUUGAUGGACGAGAGAGCGUGGAGGGAGAGUCAUUUGGAUAGGCCGAGGGAGAAGGGGAAGGCGACGGCGAAGGCGGAUGAGAUGAGGAGGGUUAUGAGUGAUGUCUUUUUUGGGGCGGCGAAGGUUUUGUUGGCGAGUGUGAUCAAUGGUCCCUUCCCUCGAGUACCGGAUAUAGCUUGUGCCGUGCAAGACGUCAUGGAAGCUCUCAACAGACUCGACAUUACAUUCACAGGCAAAGACAUCUUUCGCGCUCUCGUACUACCCAUGACGAUUGCCGGGUGUCAUUGUGAGAGCGAGAGCCAGAAGGCGUUCUUUAGGGAGUGCUUUGAUAAGCUGGGAGAGGAGGCGAAGGCGUUUGGGAACACGGGACCGGCGAGGGAGUUGAUGGAGGAAGUUUGGAGGACGAGGAUGGUUGUGGGCGAGGGGGAUGGGAAGGGGGUGGGGAUGAGGGAGGUUAUGGGGCGUAUGGGGUGGGAGGCGGGGGUGUUGUUGAUCUGA